AUGAGAAACUUAAGAAAUGGCACUCAUCAAAAUAUUCAUCAAACUCUGGUUUCUAAAUCUAAAAGUCCUUCUUCACAAGGAUUUGAAGAUCCUAGUGGUAGUCUUAUGAUUGGUUUUUCUACUUUAAUGAUGGAACUUAGAGAAUGCCAAGAUAUUACUCAACUUGACGCUGUAACUCUCCUUAGUCCAUUCUUGGCUGUUAUUCGAUCUAGUGAAACAACUGGACCAAUCACCGCCAUCGCUUUAUCUUCAAUUGACAAAUUCUUAACAUACUCUUUAAUUCAUCUCAAUUCUCCUUCACUAGCAUUAGCCAUGUCACAAGUUAGUUCAGCAGGUACUCAUUGUCGUUUUGAAGCUAGUGAUAGUGUUGGUGAUGAAGUAGUUCUUUUGAAAAUCUUGGAUGUCCUUCGGAAUGCUCUUACUGGUCCAGUAGGUCAUAUUUUGACUGAUGAAGCGGUUUGUGAGAUGAUGGAAACUGGGCUUAGUAUGUGUUGUCAAAUGAGACUAAGUGAGGUACUACGUCGUUCGGCUGAAAGGACUAUGCAAACCAUGGUCACCUCUGUUUUUCAGCGUUUAAAAACUCUACCUCCAUCUGUGGAUGAUACAUAUGUUUCUUCCGAUGAUGGUACAACUGAAGAUGAUGCAGUGAAAGAUGGAUUAAGGAUGACAGCACCUGACCCACGUAGUGGUUCUAUUCCAGCUGCCUCUGAUUCACUUAACAAGGAACGCGAUCAUGCAAGGGCAAAGUCAAAUCCUCCUGAUAUGGUGUCGAAUGAAAAUGGAGAGACUCCAGAUCCACCUCUUGAUACUGAAAGCGCUGAAAAAGAUCCAUUAUUAGAGUCUGAAAAGGAGCCUGUUCAAGAGCCCGAAAUAGAUGAAGAGACGAUGAUCUUAGACCUUUCGCCUUACGGAUUACCUUCGAUCAAAGAAUUAAUGAGAGUUUUGAUUUCAUUACUUAACCCUUAUGAUACUCAACAUACAGAUUCGAUGCGUCUUACAGCUCUUAGUAUCUUAAUCACAGCUUUUGAAGUUUCUGGACGAAGUGUGAGUAGGUUUCCAAGCCUACGCGCAAUGGUAUCAGAUGAUCUUUGCAAGCAUUUAUUUCAGCUUGUUCGAUCGGAUAAUACUACUCUCUUAUCUGCAUCAUUACGUUGUAUGACCAAUCUCAUGGACACCAUGCGACCUUACCUCAAAAUCCAUCUCGAGCUCUUUCUAUCAUAUCUUAUGGAUCGAUUAAGACCACAACCUACGUUGACCAUCAGUAAACUUGCACAUGCGAAUGGUGGAAAGGGAGAUAUCGAAGAACAGUUGGAUGGGAUCACUUGGAAACGAGAAAAUGGCGAUAACGCACUUGCUACAAGACCAGGAAGCUCUGGAGUAGGAACAACACGAAGUCAAGCUAUGGCUCCUCGACCAGGAGUUGUAGCCACGGGUGAAGCACGUCAACUUAUGCUCGAACAUUUGGCACAUCUUGCACGUGCUUCUGAUUUUAUGGUCAAUCUUUGGGUGAACUUUGAUUGUCAUGUCGAUUGUGAGGACGUGUUUGAACGAAUGAUCCGAUUCCUAGCUAGGGGCUUCUAUCCCCUUAAUCCAGCUUACAUGAACGCACAAGACACAUCCCAAUUACUCUGUCUAGAUACACUUUUAGCUCACGUUGGACAUAUGAGUAGUAGAUUAGAAUCAUCACCAUUACCAUCAGUAGAUGUACCAGCACCAGUUUUAUUAGCAAGAGAUAAGAGUGAAAAGCGAGCAAUGUUAGAAGGAGCCGCCAAAUUUAAUGAAAAACCAAAAGUAGGAUUAAAAUUCUUAGAAGAGAAUCAAAUUAUUUAUGACGAUCCUUCUGUACCUAGACCUCAAAGUUUAGCUUUAUUUUUUAAAACUUGUCCUAAAUUAGAUAAAAAAUUAUUGGGUGAUUUCAUUUCUAGACCUGAGAAUUUAGAAGUUUUACAAGCUUUUAUGACUUUAUUUGAUUUUAGAGGUAAAUUAAUUUCGGAUUGUUUGAGAGACCUACUCGAGACAUUUCGAUUACCUGGAGAGUCUCAGCAGAUCGCAAGAAUUACUGAAGUCUUUGCAGCUGUGUAUGUUGCGGCUGGGGCAACGGAAGUCAAGACUGAGGAUGCAGCUUAUGUUUUAUCUUACUCGGUGAUUAUGUUAAAUACUGAUCAACACAACCCUCAGAACAGAAAAAAAAUGACCAUCGAGGAUUACAAGCGCAAUCUGAGGGGGGUGAAUGAUGGACAAGACUUCAAUCCAGAUUACUUGAAAGCUAUAUUUGAUUCAAUUCGUAAACGAGAAAUCAUCAUGCCAGAAGAGCAUUCAGGUCAAUUGGGGUUUGAAUAUGCCUGGAAAGAGCUUCAGCGUCGUUCAAGGGUAGCAGGUCCUUUUAUCACAUGUAAUACAUCGAUUUUCGAUAAAGCAAUGUUCGAAGUUUCUUGGAGACCAGUCAUAUCUGCAUUUUCGUAUGCUUUUACCAAUUUCAACGAUGAUCACAUGCUCCAAAGAAUUGUGGCUGGGUUUCAACAAUGUGCUACACUGGCCAGUCGAUUCAAUUUACCUGAAGUAUUUGAUCAAGUUGUCUUGGCUCUAGCACGGAUUACAGAUCUCACUCAACUUCCUUCAGCGGACACAAACUUUCCGACUGUAUCUGCCGAAGGUCAAAUGUUAACUAUCAGUCCACUUUCGAUUCGAUUUGGUAAAAAUUUCAAAGCACAACUUGCUACAGUGGUUCUGUUUACGAUUGCAAACUCUGAUGGAAGUACAAUGAGACAAGGAUGGCUUUGUAUCUUUGAAAUCUUACAAAGCUUAUUUGCUCACUCUAUCUUACCCUCUGCGCUCCUCGCCCUUCCUGAUUUUUCGGAUGUGGGAACCAUUGCACUACACCCUCCUAAAAGCCCUUCUCUUGCACCUGAACGACGAGCAGAUGCAGGACUACUUUCUACAUUGUCCUCAUAUCUUCUAUCGCCUUAUGUUGGUCCUCAAGACGGUAUCGGCCGAGAUAUCACUGAUGAUGACAUCGAGUCUACACUCUGUGCCAUUGACUGUUUGGCUUCGUGUCAUGUCGCUGAACUUUAUGAAGGAAUCUUCAAUCUUCAUAUCGAUAUCCAGGAGACUAUCAUACGUACACUUGUCGGAUUGGCGGAUCAACGUAUCUCAAAGUCCACUCGAGGUCGACUGGGACAACCUGAUCGAAACUCGCCACCUCCAUCCCCUCAAACGCACCGUACUGCUCAGCAUUAUGACCCUUGUUCUCUCUUUCUACUAGAGUUGAUUGUGGCCAUUGCUGCACAUAAUCCCGAUUCACUUUCUCGACUCUGGGGUGCAGUGUUUGAGUACCUUUCGAAAAUCCUGGCUAAUUCGACAGCUUUCAGUCCACUCUUGGUCGAACGAGCCAUUGCAGGCCUUUUAAGAUUACAAUCUCUUGCAAUCCAACAGGCAGUACUACGAGAUCAAUUCUUUCUUGCCUUGGAUGUCUUCCGAUCACUUCCUCAAUCUAUUCUUGCGUCCGUUGCACAGCCCAUGGUCACUGGUGUUUGUCAAAUUGCAUCGGCUCAUCCACACGCAUUCCGGACAUCGACCCAAUGGAACAUGUUGUUCUCAAUUUUCAUCGCAACAGCUGGUAUUGAGGAAGCCGCACGAGAAUCAUUCGCAGUCUUGAAGCAGUUAUCUCAAGGUGAAUUGGCACCUGGAAUUGUAGCGGAUAACUUUGCACCAUUUGUACAUGCUCUGAACGCUUUUGCUAGUGUAUGUGGGCAAGAAGUGUCUAGACCACAUCCUGGAAAUCCAAAGUCGGAAGAUUCUGUCACGGCACGUGCACUUGAAUCGAUCGAUAUGAUACGUAAUGCUCAAGACCUUAUACCAAGAAUGUUAGCACAAGCACAAUCCGAUCCAUCCAAACCAUGGGCAUCAUUUUGGAUGCCAGUUUUAUUAGCAUAUGGACAACAAUCUAUUAAUGGAAAUCGAGAACUUAGACAAUUAGCGUUAGGGAAUUUACAAAGAUCAUUAGUAGCACCUGAGAUUCUAUCGAGUGGAAAGAUAGAUUUCACCAUCAUUUUUGAAAGAGUUUUGUUUCCGGUAUUAGAAGAAUUAUUAAAACCUCAAGUGUUUAGGAAAGAUCCAGAUGGGAUGAGUGAAACCAGAUUAAGAGCAUCUGGUUUACUUUGUAAAAUCUUUUUACAUUAUUUAAUUCAAUUAAGUGAACAAGGAAUGGGUAGAAUGACUGAACUAUGGUUACAGAUCUUAGGGUUUUUAGAUCGAUUUAUGCAUAGUGGUAGAAGAGAUCAAAUGUACGAAGCUGUACCUGAAAAUUUAAAAAAUGUUUUAUUGGUAAUGCAUGCAUCAGGAUUUUUAGUACCACCACAUGAAAAUCCUACGAUUGAACAAAGUCACCUUUGGAAUGCAACCUUUGAAAGGAUUGAUCCAGUACUUAAUACACUUAAAUCAGAUCUUUUUCCAACUCAAUCAAUUCCUAGCUCACUUCAACAAUCAAUACCAACAUCAUUAAAUGAGAAAGAAGAAGUUGUUAAUGAUGAUAGUGAAAAUCAAGAAAAGGAUUCGGAAGUGGUGGAUGAAAGUGGUGCUGGACCUUCUGAACCUGUUACCGAAUGA
Molecule: messenger RNA, 4605 nt
Organism: Melampsora larici-populina 98AG31
Lineage: Eukaryota; Fungi; Basidiomycota; Pucciniomycetes; Pucciniales; Melampsoraceae
Exons: 13
Coding region: 1-4605 (1534 amino acids)
Biological process (GO): regulation of ARF protein signal transduction
Molecular function (GO): guanyl-nucleotide exchange factor activity
Source: RefSeq, a predicted model, not a curated record